AAGUUUCCUUGGUAACAGCUGCAAAAUUUCUACACUUUCUGGAUAAGCUGAUUCAAAGUGUAUUUAGUACAAUAUGGGUGCAUCAAACUCAGGAUUUUUUAGCUUUAAUAAACAAAAAAUAUAUAGGUGUAGAGGAUGCAGGCAUUUUGCGUUAUAAUUUAUCAUCCAUAGAUACCGGGCCUUUGACACGAGCUUUAGAAUCUCAACUAGUUACUACACAACUUUUUUCAUUUUCUUCUAUACGACACUUCUUAGGUUCAAGUUCAUCACUAGUUUACCCUAUCUUUAAUGAACCCACUAUUAUUUCUAAAUCUUCUUCACAUUCUUGCGCAUUAUCGAGGGCGUCUUUAAUUA
This is a messenger RNA of Funneliformis caledonium, 354 nucleotides long. The record is from the annotation of a GenBank genome assembly. Lineage: Eukaryota; Fungi; Glomeromycota; Glomeromycetes; Glomerales; Glomeraceae.